AAAAAAAAAAUAAAAAGGAAUAAUAAACAAGAAGAGGACAUGAAGCACAGAGAUUCUGCAGACUGCAGGUGACCAAUGGACAACUUUAUCAAUAAAAACAUACCUACUACUCUCUUACACUUUCAAUUUUCCAAUACAACCCCAAUCUUUAAUCUCUCUUAGCUUCUUCUUCUUCAUAUCUCUCUCUCUCUCUUCAUGGCAACUAGAAUUCCAUUCACAGAGUCACAGUGGGAAGAGCUUGAAAACCAAGCACUUGUGUUCAAGUACUUAGCUGCAAAUGUUCCAGUUCCACCUCAUCUUCUCUUCCUCAUCAAAAGACCUUUUCUCUUCUCUUCUUCUUCUUCUUCUUCUUCUUCUUCCCCUUUACCGUCAAGCUUCUUCUCUCCCACUCUUUCUCCACACUUUGGGUGGAACGUGUACGAGAUGGGAAUGGGAAGAAAGAUAGAUGCAGAGCCAGGAAGAUGUAGAAGAACUGAUGGCAAGAAAUGGAGAUGCUCCAAAGAAGCUUAUCCUGACUCCAAGUACUGCGAGAGGCAUAUGCACAGAGGCAAGAACCGUUCAUCCUCAAGAAAGCCUCUUCCACUUACUCCUCCUCCUCAAUUCACGCCAAAUCUCUUUCUCGAGUCUUCUCUCUCUUCUUCCAGGGUAAGUAGAAGAAGAAGAAGUGGAUACAUGGAUGAUUUCUUCUCCAUAGAACCUUGCGGUUCAAUCAAAAGCUGCUCUGGCUCAGCAAUGGAAGAUGAUGAAGGCUCGUGUAGGGAGAAGCAGCCGGAUCGACAUUGCUUCAUCCUUGGUACUGACUUGGGGACGCGUGAGAGACCAUUGAUGCUUGAUGAGGAGAAGUUGAAACAAAGAGAUGAUGAUGAUGAAGACGAAGAAGAGCAAAGGAGCAAGAGGCUUUAUAGGUUUCUUGAUGAAUGGCCUUCUUCUAAGUCUUCUGUUUCUACUUCGCUCUUCAUUUGAUGAUCGUCUAUUGUGUUCUCUGUUUCUUGUUAAGUUGGUAAUGCAAAUUUCUCUUUUUCUUUUUCUAAGUGAUUAGGAGUUUUUUUGUGUGUUCCGUUCAUAGAUCCCCCCCUCUUACCAUGCAUUAUAUUAGCAUAAAAUAUUUGAACUUGUGUAAAGUAGUUAAAUUAGUAUGAUUUCAAUGUUUAUAUUGUUUACA
Molecule: messenger RNA, 1162 nt
Organism: Camelina sativa (false flax)
Lineage: Eukaryota; Viridiplantae; Streptophyta; Magnoliopsida; Brassicales; Brassicaceae
Product: growth-regulating factor 6-like
Biological process (GO): developmental process; DNA-templated transcription; regulation of DNA-templated transcription
Cellular component (GO): nucleus
Molecular function (GO): ATP binding
Source: RefSeq, a predicted model, not a curated record